UUCCCUGCUCUGUCCCCAGAUCUAUCAGUACAUCCAGAGCCGCUUCUACCGGUCACCUGAGGUGCUCCUGGGCACACCCUACGACCUGGCCAUUGACAUGUGGUCCCUGGGCUACAUCCUGGUGGAGAUGCACACCGGAGAGCCCCUCUUCAGUGGCUCCAAUGAGGUGGACCAGAUGAACCGGAUUGUGGAGGUGCUGGGCAUCCCACCAGCCCCCAUGUUGGACCAGGCACCCAAGGCUCGCAAGUACUUUGAACGGCUGCCUGGGGGUGGCUGGACCCUACGAAGGACAAAGGAACUCAGGAAGGACCUGGUGCUGCGCAUGCUGGAGUAUGAGCCCGCCGCCCGCAUCAGCCCACUGGGGGCUCUGCAGCACGGCUUCUUCCGCCGCACGGCUGAUGAGGCCACCAACACGGGCCCGGCAGGCAGCAGUGCCUCCACCUCGCCCACACCCCUUGACACCUGUCCCUCCUCCAGCACCGCCAGCUCCAUCUCCAGCUCUGGAGGCUCCAGCGGCUCCUCCAGUGACAACUGGAACUACCGAUACAGCAACCGAUAUUGUGGGGGCCCUGGGCCCCCCAUCACUGACUGUGAGAUGAACAGCCCCCAGGUCCCACCCUCCCAGCCGCUGCGCCCCUGGGCAGGGGGUGAUGUGCCCCACAAGACACAUCAGGCCCCUGCCUCCGCCUCGUCACUGCCAGGGGCCGGGGCCCAGUUACCCCCCCAACCCCGAUGCCUUGGCCGUCCCCCAUCACCAACCUCACCACCACCCCCGGAGCUGAUGGAUGUGAGCCUGGUGGGCGGCCCUCCAGACUGCUCCCCACCUCACCCAGCGCCUGCCUCCCAGCACCCGGCUGCCUCAGCCCUCCGGACUCGGAUGACAGGAGGUCGUCCACCCCUUCCACCCCCUGAUAACCCUGCCACUCUGGGGCCUCGCUUGGGCCUCCGUGGUGUACCCCAGAGCACGGCAGCCAGCUCAUGACCCAGCCCCCUCCCUGGGGCCCCUCCUGAAGCCAUACCCCCCCAUCUGGGGGCCCUGGGCUCCCGUCCUCAUCUCUCCCCUUGACUGGAAUUGCUGCUACCCAGCUGGGGUGGGUGAGGCCUGCACUGAUUGGGGCCUGGGGCAGGGGGUCAAGGAGAGGGGUUUAGGCGCACCCUCCCUGUAAGGACUGGACCCUUGGCCCCCUCUCCCCCCUUGUUUUCUAUUUAUUGUACCAAAGACAGUGGUGGUCUGGUGUCGGGGGAGACCCCCUUCACCCUAGGGCCCUAGGAGGGGGUGGGGGCAGGUAGGGGGAGAUGGCCUUGCUCCUCCUUGCUGUACCCCCCAGUAAAGAGCUUUCUCACAUG
Messenger RNA from Ailuropoda melanoleuca (giant panda), 1347 nucleotides. RefSeq names its product dual specificity tyrosine-phosphorylation-regulated kinase 1B. Gene Ontology annotation, molecular function: protein serine/threonine kinase activity; ATP binding. Bases 98 to 982 code for a protein of 294 amino acids. The record is from RefSeq and is a predicted model, not a curated record. Gene Ontology annotation, biological process: peptidyl-serine phosphorylation; peptidyl-threonine phosphorylation. The transcript has 5 exons. Lineage: Eukaryota; Metazoa; Chordata; Mammalia; Carnivora; Ursidae.